Messenger RNA from Arctia plantaginis, 1044 nucleotides. The record is from the annotation of a GenBank genome assembly. Lineage: Eukaryota; Metazoa; Arthropoda; Insecta; Lepidoptera; Erebidae.
AUGAAUUCUAAUUGCAAAAAAUGUAAUGACAAAGUUCAGGAUGGUGCCCAGUGUUCGAGGUGUAAAUUGGUAUACCAUUAUUACUGCGUCGCCCUAUCUGAAGUGGGCUGGAGAAGGCUUGGUUCUGAGAGACAAGCCUCUUGGCUAUGCCCGAACUGCAAAUCUAACGCACAACUGAAUUCUCCCAGGAACACAACGCAUUGUAAACCAAUUGAAGAGACUAAGGCCGAAUCGACAUCACUUGAAAACAUUGAAGCUAUGUUGGCAUCGCUAUCUGGUCUACCGGUUCUCGUGGAGAAACUUCGUAAUGAGGUUAGUGAAUUGAAUGCCAGAUUUAGCAGCCAGGUAAUUGAGGAGCUGAAUACCAGACUGGACGAUAUAGAAGCAAAACUAUCUUCAGUGGAAUCCUUAAAAAUUGAACAAAAUAAGUUAAUUACUAAAUUGAAUACCCAUGAAGACCGUUUCAUUAAACUAGACAAGGAGUUGAAACAACAAAUUGAGGAAACGACGGACCUCCAUAAAAAAAUGAAGCUUCUAGAAAAAGAAUACAAUAGAUCACAACAGCAAAACCGUUUCCUGAACGUUGAGAUAGUCGGAGUCCCCGAAAAAAGUGGUGAAAAUUUGGUGCAGUUACUUCUACAGACUGCAACAUUUGUUAAUGCCAAUAUUAAUGCAGAUGACAUUGAGUUCACAACUCGAGUACAACCUCAUCACUCGCAGCCUGGGCGUCCACGAAGAAUUAUUGCAAAGUUGAAGACCAGAAGGGCCAAGGACAGCAUAAUAAUCAAUUUUAGAAAACUUAACAAAGAUAAAGGAAUUACAUCAAAAGACUUAGGUUAUGACGGGAAUUCUAAUAAAGUAUUCAUAAAUGAGCAUUUAACAAUAGCCAAUAAAAUACUGCUGAACAACUGCCGUCAACGCGCUCGGGAACUGAAUGUUAAAUUCGUCUGGGUAAAAAACUGUUCUAUUUAUAUGCGAAACAACGAAACAUCACCACCAGUAGAAAUUACCGCAGAAGAAGAUAUACAGAAAUUUUCGCCUUAG